CACUGUUUAGUUGCAUAAAUCAUUUAAAUCAUAGGUCAGCUUUUAAAUAAAACAAGAAAAACGCCCAUUUUACGUUGAGUUAUUGUCGGUGCAGCAACAUUUUGCGAAAAUGAAUCGAAUAUUUGGAAGAGGAAAGCCCAAAGAACCUCCCCCAAAUCUCAAUGAUGUUAUACAAGGAGUUGACAGUCGAGCUGAAAGUAUAGAAGGUAAGAUAGCAAAAUUAGAUGCAGAACUGAAAAAGUACAAGGAUCAAAUGGCAAAAAUGAGAGAAGGGCCUGCUAAAAACAAUGUCAAACAAAAAGCUAUCCGGGUUCUUAAACAAAAGAAACAGUAUGAAUCACAGCUUGACAACCUAAGGCAACAGUCAUUUAAUAUGGAACAAGCCAAUUAUGCUACACAAUCUUUAAAGGAUACUCAAGCAACUGUCGUCGCAAUGAAAGCUGGUGUGAAAUCAAUGCAGAAAGAGUUCAAGAAAAUAAACAUUGAUCAAAUUGAAGAUCUACAAGAUGAAAUGGCAGACAUGCUAGACAUGCAUGAAGAAGUUCAGGAGGCUUUGGGUCGAUCAUAUGGGAUGCCGGAAAUAGAUGAUGAUGAACUUCAAGCCGAGUUAGAUGCCCUAGGGGACGAAAUUGCCCUGGAUGAUGACACAAGCUAUUUGGAUGAAGUAAAAUCACCUGCUGCUCCCAACAAAGAACCUGGAGCCGAUAGUAUUAAAAACAAAGAUGGUGUGCCAGUCGAUGAAUUCGGUCUACCCCAAAUACCAGCAUCAUAAAAUCGCCGAGCUGCUAAUUUACCUCCAAGGACACAUUGGCAAGCUUUCCUUCACAUGACCAAAAUUCAGCAAUCUCACACUGAUGGUGGUAGUGUGUUAUGCGUAAUAAGCUUUUGUUAUUUGAUACACAACAAAAGAAGAUGAUAUGUGCAAUUUAAGCUAGUUUAAUAUUUUGUAUGCUCACUGUAUCAAAUUAGAUAAAUUAAUCUGUUAUACAUGGUAAUAUAUUUGUAUAUAAUCUUAUGAUUUGUAAUAAAAAAUAGAUUGUUAAGUAUC
Messenger RNA from Macrosteles quadrilineatus (aster leafhopper), 1048 nucleotides. Its product is annotated as charged multivesicular body protein 5-like. The coding region runs from base 110 to 772 and encodes 220 amino acids. Gene Ontology annotation, cellular component: multivesicular body. NCBI's taxonomy places the organism in Eukaryota, Metazoa, Arthropoda, Insecta, Hemiptera, Cicadellidae. The transcript has 2 exons. Gene Ontology annotation, biological process: vesicle budding from membrane; late endosome to vacuole transport via multivesicular body sorting pathway. The record is from RefSeq and is a predicted model, not a curated record.